Molecule: messenger RNA, 904 nt
Organism: Saccostrea cuccullata (small rock oyster)
Lineage: Eukaryota; Metazoa; Mollusca; Bivalvia; Ostreida; Ostreidae
Exons: 2
Coding region: 108-749 (213 amino acids)
Source: RefSeq, a predicted model, not a curated record
AAUCAAUUAACGUCAAUUUUUGGCAGUUAUUCGGUCAGAUGUAUGAGGCAAAAAUGGACUAUGUGUGCUUGAAAGAGGAGGGUAUUCGACACAGAUAAGUUUACUCAAUGGCUGAAAAUAUCCCAAAAAAAUAUCCCGGAGUUGACGUUCCGUCAAACAGAACAGAGUUUUUGGAUUGGUUUUGGAAAAGAAACAACGGGAAUGAUUUAAUAAGAGAUCUUAACAAGUACGCAAUAGAAAACAAGUUGUCUGAUCGCAUUCGUAGAGAACGCGUUACAGAGCGGCCAAGUAUCUACGGGCUGGUGAUAAAUGAUAAAAGGAUGAAAUUUUAUAGUGACAAAAGCGGCAAGAAAACAGAGUGGACGUAUGUUAAGAUAGGAUUUACACAUAAAGAUACAACACAAGGUACUGGCAACAGAAUGGAAACAGUAGUGGACAAGAUUAAGAAAACGGGUUAUGAAAACGUAUCCACACUAUUUGUUUUAUCUGUCAGUUGUGUUGAUACCACUCCAUUCUUCGAAACUGAAGACAGAAUUCGAAAAAAAGUUGGUACCUGUGUCAAAAAAGAGAUAGCAAAAGGACAUAAGCUACCGGUGCCUACAGAGUGGGUGUUUGCUUCACAAGAACAUUUGUCAAAGAUACUGAUGAAGAUCAAGUCCAACGAAGGAAAUCUGGAUAGGAUUGAUAUCUUCAAGGGUAUUGAAAAACCACCAAAGGUCCCUGAAGAUUUGAUUGAUAAAGUUGAGUAGCUGUUGAACUAAUUAUAUCGAGAAAAUGUAGUGUUUCAGCUAUAGAUUGGCUUCUGUAUGUCUUUAAAUAAUAUUUAAUGUUCAUAAUUAUGUUUCAUGGCUAAUGCCUCUUAUAUUUGUUAGGUUUACCUUACCAUUAAAUACCAUGAAAAAUA